Exophiala mesophila is the source of this 1635-nucleotide messenger RNA. RefSeq lists its product as uncharacterized. The transcript has a single exon. The record is from RefSeq and is a predicted model, not a curated record. NCBI's taxonomy places the organism in Eukaryota, Fungi, Ascomycota, Eurotiomycetes, Chaetothyriales, Herpotrichiellaceae. Bases 68 to 1531 code for a protein of 487 amino acids.
GCUUUCUCGACGAAACUUCAACCUCGUCCUGCUAUGCACAACGCAUUUUGAAUGCGCAUGUCCCAUCAUGCCUCUUCAAGACCCUCCUUCCUCUUCGAUACCCCCUUCAUUAGGUCCCGGUGCCCGGCCCACGACAGAAAACCAACAGAAGAGGUCCAUAGAUGCACUUCUAAAGGACACACCCAACAUAAGAUCGACAUAUAAUGUCCGUCUCCAAGAGUCAGGGGUGUUUCUCUCCUACGACCUCAAGGGCUCCACUCGCUCCUACAGUCUCUCUUUCGACAGACUCCCUUUGACCGGAUUCAAAAGGUGGAUAGUCUACGGAGGCCCAAAACGAGGAUAUGUCUCAGGCGUCAAAGCCAUUGACGCACUGGUUGGCAUGGAGGUGUUCACAGGGAAGGACCUGACGGAAACCGAAGUGGAAGGCAUCGUUUAUCAUACCGCCAAGAGGUCGGUAUACAAUUUCUAUGGCGUGGCUACUGGUGUAUCGACUGCCUGCGCCAUCGGUUACAGGACCUCCGCAAACAUGAAAUUUCCCUUUCGCUCCCCUAAACCACUGAAUGCGUAUAACGCUUUUCCCACUCGCUCCAUACCCUUGCUUACUGGGUCGUUAGCUCAAAGCAUGUGGCAAGUUGCUCGCUACAGUACCUGGAGCAUGGUCUGCGUUUUCAUCAUUCGGCCGAUCUUUAACGCGGUGGCUAACUAUCAAAUGGUUAAUGGUAUUUAUGAGGACGAUCGAACGAAACAUCUGAAGCCUCUACUUAAAGCAGGCCUCAACAGCGCCACUCCACAUCUCCGGAAAUCAGCUAGUGGUGCACCGCCAGGUGGGAAACAGGAGUCCGACCAUGCCCAAAGCGAAGAUCAAAACUCUUACGAGUACGGCCAGGCUUCGUAUCAAGGUUUCUCAGCAGAUCAGGAAUCUACUCCAGAGUCUUUCGACAGGAACUCGACAUUCGAGAGCAACCAGGACUCGGGCCGUCAAAAUAAUAGAAGUGGCGAUCAGUAUGGUACUCGGUGGGGCGGUUCGGGGACUGGUACAAGCCCUUCAUAUGAACGUCCCCCGGCCCCUCGAGUCUCAAGCCCGCCCAGCGGUGGGGAUAUUUUCUUCGACGAUGACGCCUCGCCCACAGCCGGAAACGACCCUGACAUGUCCACCCCGUCACGGUAUGGUACAUCGUACGGACCAGGUGCUUGGGAUCGUAUAAGGAGAGGAGGCAGGUCACAGCCGAGUACAGGAUCAUCGGAGACACCAUCACAGUCACAAGGCUGGAACUCCUCGAGGUCCUCAAGAGAAGAUCGGUACGGCGAACCCAUGCCAAGUUCUAGCGAAGGGGGGUCUUUCUCCAAAUCCGACGCCGACAAAUCGUAUGCACGAUCACAGGCACAAAAGGAAUUUGACGACAUGUUGGAACGAGAAAGAAGAAGUAGCGGAAGUGUAGAAUAUGACCGCGGAAUGCGAGCCUUGGAAGCCGGACAAGAAUCUGCGGGACUUCAAGGCACCAGUGCAUGGGAACAGAGAAGAAGGAGGUGACAACGCUGAGAAUGUGACAAAAUGUAACAAUCCUACAUGGAAGUUGUAUGUACAAUACUUGAGGCUACCUCUGUCAAGUGAAUGGAUCAUCCCUACAUCCCUAC